Molecule: messenger RNA, 8971 nt
Organism: Ostrinia nubilalis (European corn borer)
Lineage: Eukaryota; Metazoa; Arthropoda; Insecta; Lepidoptera; Crambidae
Product: muscle M-line assembly protein unc-89-like
Exons: 18
Coding region: 211-5766 (1851 amino acids)
Source: RefSeq, a predicted model, not a curated record
UUGACACGCUUGCGCCGUGAAAUGACGCUCCUUUUGCGAUUUGUAAUGUAAACUUGUAAACAUUUCCAUAAAAUCUAAGAAAUUGCUACUCAAUUAUUCACAGUAUGUGUUUUUAUCUACAAGUUAUUGGUUGUGGAGUGCAAUUCUAAAGAGUGCGAUCGUGAAAAUCAUUUCUUUUAGUGUGUAAAACUACCCUACCGGUACAACAAAAUGUCGGGGAAAGCAUAUACUAUGAAGGAAAUGAAAACUAUAGUAGAAUAUUUGGCAGAACGCAGAGCUUUUGCCGAAAUAAAGGGUAGGAAGAUGUGGAUGGAUUUUGCUAACUCAAAGUUGACGAACCGAACGUGGCAAAGCCUCAAAGAGACUUUUCUAAAGAGAAUUCUUCCUGACAUUCACAACCCAUACUACAAACUGACUGUAGAUCAGAUCCGAUGCUUCAAAGAAGGGUAUGAUGUCAUAGCAAGAGAGAAAAGUAAUUUGGAACAUCUUCAAUUAGAGGACGCCUGGCCAACCAAGGCUGAAAAGGAAACGGAUACAGAAACUGAAAAACCAGGCACUAGUAAAGAUAACAACGGGGACGCAACAGGAGGUGAGGACACACAAUCUGCAAAAAUCCAAUCACACGACAGAGCAUCCGUCGACACCGUGAUUAUAGCCAACUGUUACGAAACCGACGACGAAUUGCGAAGGGUUUUAGAGUCAGACCUAUCGCCAAAGCCUAAUAAAAACCAAAACCGAGCAGUCAAUCCUCCAACUAAGUCAAUGCGAGAUUUAAUAACCUAUUCGGAGCCAUUAACGCCAAUGCUUCAAGAAGUUUUGAACGAUUUUGCAUCUGAAGACGAUUCGGACAGUGAACUUAGAAUGCACAUAGUCGAGCAUGAAGAACCAAUAAACAAUGUCAUUGAAAUUGAAGACUCAGAUGACAUAGGUGAUAAAGACAAAAAUGCAGCUAACAAGUCAAAAGCGGACAAACCGACAGAAGACAAGAUAAAGGAAGAACCAACUGCAGAAGAUAAGUCAAAAAGGGAUACAACCACAAAAGAUAAAGCUAAUGAAGACAAUUCAAGCAUUAUUCAAGCUAAUAAAGAUAUAGAGGCAGACACAAAUGACGCGAAUGAGGUAAUAGAACAAGAAGUUUCUUCAGAAAGUAACAUAGAUAAAAACAAAACUGCAGAAAAAAAUAUCGAGACAGACAAAUCCGUAGGUGAUUCCUUAGACAAGGAUAAAACUAAUGAAAAAUCUGUUCAAAGUGAGUCUGAAAUAAGAAAAUCAGAUGAAUUUGUACAACCUAAAGUGUCAUCAUUGAAACUAAAAAAGCGAAAAAGUGUUACUGGUAACCCAGAUAAUAAAACUGACAAAACUGAUAAAGAUAUGUAUGAAAUAGUUGAACAAGACAUUCCAGAGAAAUCUAACGUCGAUACAUUGUCAAAUUAUGCUAAAAACAAAGAUGAAGUAGUGUCUUCCACUGUGUCUCAGAAGAACACUCAAAAUUCUUCAAACAGUGACACAAUUCUGCCAAAUAAUCAGGAAGCUCUAAAUAAUCCAGACAAAAGUGCAACCACUGUCGAUCAUACCCAAAAUGAUAACUCCAAAUCCUCUAAUAUUACUGAAGAGGCAGUGAAACUUAAAAAAAAUACGAGGAAGCGAGCCACUUCCCAAGACGUGGCAGCCACAUCAAAAACUAAAAAAGCUAAGACAAACGCUAAUGGUAAACAGAAAGCUGUAUCCGACACUGAUGAUGUUGUGAUGAAAAAGCUAAUUAAAUCUAAACUAGCAAAAACUAAACUAGAGCUCAAGAAGAAGAAUGUCAUUGAUGAAGUUGAGGAGCAAAUUGAAAAAGAGAAUGAAGUUAAUGGCAAUAGCAAAACUGAUGGCAAUGUUAUUGCAAAAGAAACUGCGUCUGAAGAAAUGCCAUCUACCAGUAAAGCUGUCAUAAGUUCGCAAGACGCGUCAGAACUGAACCUUUGUUUGAAGAGCGUCAGCUUAUAUGAUGAAGAGUUCAAUAAAGUCAGUUACAUCGAGUCUGAAACGAACGAGCAUGAAACUUCACCGGCUGAAAUGGCUGAAAAUAAAGCCUCUACAUCUGCUCAAAAUAAAGAUAACGCAAAGAAAUCUGCUACAGUAAAUGGCGGCGAAAAGGUGGUUCCUAAAACGACCACAGAAGCGAAAGAAGAUGCAUCUAAGAAAAAAGGCUCUAUCGCUAGAAGUAUCGACGAAGUAGUAAUGCUCAAGUCACAUUCGGAAUCUGAUGACGAGUUCAUAGACCCGUCUCCAAAUGUCAAAGUCCCGGUUAGUCGAGCUGAGAAAAAAGCGCAAAAAGACAGCGCUUUGGAUAAUGUAUUUGGACUCCAAAGUGGUGGUACGAAGCGUAAGAAGCGAAUAAGUUACCGGAGGAACUCAAAACAUCAACGCCAUCACCAAGAGUCAAGUGACUCCAGCGAGUGGACUUCAGAGAGCGACAGCGAAUCCUACGUGUCGCCGCCCCGAGGACGGAAGAACAGGCAGACUAGGAAGUAUUUAAAGCCACGCUCUGCUCGAAUACACUCCUUGGAGGACGACGGAGGCCUGUUCGUAAUGUACGGCAAGAAAAUAUACCCUCUAGUCAAAGAUGGAAACAUCAUCAAAAAUUAUCUCACGUAUUUACCAGAAAGCGAUCCCGAAGAAGAAGAGUCAUACUGGAAAUUAAAAUAUGUGGAAGAAAGGAAACGUGUUGCUGAAUUGAAAAAAUUGAUAAAUGAAAAGAAAGAAGUUGUCAGGGAAAAAUCUCCCAUUUUGCCUGCAAGGCCUCGCAAUCUGUCGACACUUCAAGUUCAAUCGCCACUUAAAAAGCCGUCAAAUAUAGACAGCAACAUAGAAAUGGCGCGCGCUCCGCAAAAAGAAACCAAAGAGACUCCGAGUGAUACGGGGAAAAUUCUCAAGAUUAAAUUCGCUAAAGACAACCAUGAGGUUCUCGUCGAAGGUCACUGGUCUCAAAUCCAUCCGAUGCUAGCGGACGUGGUGCAGAUAUUCAACAAGGAAUCCGAUGCCCCGUCCACCACAACCAGAUCGACGACGCCCCAGAGGCCGGCAACGCCCCAAAGGCCCGCAACGCCCCAGAGACCCGCAACGCCGCAGAGAGUGGCUACGCCCCACAUAUUGUCGCCGCGUAAACCGCACGCGACAUAUAGGCCGGCCUCGGGUAAGAAAACAGCGAUGGUCCGCAAAACGACGUCUCAAGCGAUGGAGACCGUGUCUCUAUCGAGCGAAGCGCCCACCCCAGACGAAGGUAUUCCCAGGAUAGAGACCCUAGAAAAGGUGAAUAAACUAGAGACGGAAAUAUUCAAAGAGAUAGAAAAGAUAGAUAAAGAGGAAGAUGUGGAACAACCAAAAGAGCAGCCACAAAAUAAUGUCACCACUAGGAAAAGAGCGAGCAGGACUCGCAAAUCUUCAUCCACUCGGACUUCAGCGUCUCUCUCUCCCAGCUCGACUCGAAGCCCUAAACGUCAGAAAACCUCAUCUGACGCACCCCAGGAGACCGAAGCUCCACCCAAGAAAGCUAAGAACAAAAGCAGUUCCAAAACGGAGCUCAAGGGAUCCAAACAGUCUGAUGCAAAAGAAACAGUUGAAGCUGUUGACAGCACGACUAGUGUUACGGCAAAAAAGGAGUCACCAAAGAAAACUGGCACAGUUGCUGUGCACACAGAGUAUAACACCAGAUCCAACAGCAGGAAGUCCAAAGCGCCAUCAGUGGAGACACGGGCCAGCAGUUCUCAUGACACCUCCCGUGAGCCUCGCUACAUGUUCCCGGCAACCACACGCUCUAGGAAAUCGCACAACCACAGCAAAUCUCAAGACAAGAACAAACGCUUGGCUAACCUACCCGAGACAUUCUGCUUGCCAAUCAUAAACGACGAAAGCACUCAAGGCUACCAAGACUCGGACAUUAGUCCUCCAAAAGCAAACCAUAGACGAAAAAGAAAGUUAAGUCUCUCCACAGUUCUGUACAGAAGCAAAAACAAAAUGCAUCGCGUUAAAAGAAAAUCUUACCCAUGUAUAACAGAAGAGGGAUCUAGCGACACAAGUAGCGCUUUUCAGAUCAUAGUACGACCUGCAAGUAACAGCAGCCUUAAAUCGGAAGCAUAUAAGACAGAUUCCUACCAAUUGUUAUUUCCACAAAGCAAAAAUGUAUUUAGACCGCUUGAGAAAAUUGAUGAAAAUACUCCUGCUCCAAAUAAUAGUUUGCAUCCGAACAGACACCCUGCUCUAGAUGGAAGACAGCUAGAAGUACGUAUAAAGAGAUUGAGCGACGAAUUCCUUACUUGUUAUUCAAACGUGAACACAGAUGGUAAUUCUAGCAAUGUAUCUCUGCCUAUGUCUCCAGAGUUAUCGAUUGUAGAAAACUUGUCUGUCAGCAAAGAAUUGGUGAACAGUAUCGAGAAUUAUCCCACCAUAAAUGAGAUGCAGGCAAACAGUACGAGCGAUAAGGUGGUUCAUAAUAAAUAUUUAAUGUCUGAAAUCGAUGUCAGCAUGCCUCUCAUGCAACAAGAGUGUGGACUUCAUGAAAGUAUCGAGAGGAAAAGAAAAGAGUCCGGUCAUGAUCACACAAAAAUGUCUUUGGUAUCGGACUCAUUGCUAAAUAAAAUCGACACCGUAAAUAUUGAAGAUGCUCCUUCUCUAUCGGAAUCGCUAGAUGCCAGGCUUAGGAAUUUGUUACUGGAAAGUGCUAGGAAAAUGUCCAUAUCUUCUAUAAAAGAAGAAGAUCGUAACGUAGAGACAGCUGGUGCUAAAGAGGUGCAGAAGAAAGAGAAGUCAAAAAAGCGAUGUUCAACGCCUCGAAAAAAGAGGGAACCUAAAAAGCCAAAGGUGCCGACUGUAGAUCCAGUUGUGGAGGAAGAAAUAACGGAGACCUGUUCAUACGGUGGCAGAAAGUCUUGCCCGCCUGUCAUCCAGAUUAUAAGCGAUAGCGCUACGCAUAAGGAAAAUACGAUUGUCAAUACUGAUAAGGAUAAAGUAGUCGCCGAAAAUAGCAAAGGAAGGAGAAAGAAAGACGUCAUAAAAGUUAAAAUAUUGAGACCAAGGAACAAAAGUCGGUCUAGAAGUCCAGAGCCUACACAGAAUAUUAGCAAAACUACUCUACACACAGAUAGUGGUAUUCAUGAAUCUGGUUUAACGGUUCAGGGUUUGAACGAUAGCAUUGACCUGAUACAUAACCACUCGGAGACGUGUCUCCUGGCCAACGAAUGUAUGGGCGAUAGCGUAGAGUUUAUUGAAACGAACACAAAGUCAAUCAUAUCGUUGAACUCUGAUUCAGCAACAUCAUCUGAUAAAGUUUCUCUCAAGAAUCGUCUAGUGUUCCAAGACUGUCAAGAUUUCGUACCGGAUCUAUUCUGUGAGAAUGCUCAAAGCUUCUGUCGCAUUGACUAUGUUUCAGAUUCAGCCAAACAUAAAGAUAAUGCAAGCGACACAGUGUACCACAGUCCCGUGGUGAGCGAGCUCUCUAUCAAUAGCCUCAUUACCGAAGAUCUUUCCGACGAAACGCCCCAGAGCUCGCAACCUUCGAAGUGGUAUCUCCUCAGUGAAGACGAAACUACCAAUACCAACCUCAGCCCUGCACAAAGCGUGGGUGCCAAUUUAAAACAAAUAUUCCCCGUUACUUGCGCAGUACCAGACCUAUCGACUAUCACAGAAAAUUCGAAUGAUAUUAGCAGAAAACGUACCACGGACAGCGCCAAUAGCACUCGAUUAGAUUUUAAUUCUCCAAAUGUAUUUGAUAUGAAUUAUUGCUAAGUUAUUUAAUGAAAUGAUUGUAAUGUAGCGCUGAGCGCAGCUAGAAUAAUUGAAUAAUAGUAAUUGAUUGAUAAUAUUGUAAUGUUUAUGCAAAUAGUAAUAUAAUUCAUGAUUCCAAUUAUUCCGUGUCUAAUUCUAUAGCUAGUAGGGAUAGGACUUCAGCACAGGGUGUUAAAUAAAAACAACAUGUUAUUUGAACAUAAAAAUUAGAAUAUAAUCAUUUUCAGUAAUUAUUUAAAAUUAUACACUUAAAGUACAUUUAUAGUAAAUUCAAUAAAAAAUACCAGUGCAGACGAGAUACAAAAAGAGAAAAUAUUGUUGUUUUAAUUACAUCGUUGGUUAAAUACAUCGCUUUCAGUAAAUGCAAUACAAAAAAAAUCGGAACUAAAAGAAAUCAAAGUUAAGAUGUCACUCGAUAUAGAAAAAUAAAGAUAAGAUUGAAUCACAUUCAAAAAUUACCCACUAGUGACUAAAAAUUUUACUUUCUUAAACGUUUGUUCAAAUAGACGGGACCGCUCGGCGUGCCCGCGCCGCGACCGGCGCCAGACCAGUAGUGCGGCCGCGACCGGCGCCGGACCGGUACAAUGCGGCCGCAACCGAUCCGGCCGGUACAGUGCGGCCGGCCGGUCACGGGUCCGGCGCCGGUCGCGCGCGGCGCUGCAGGCCGAGCGGGGCCACGCACGCGCUAGAAAUAAAUGUUUACAUGUCAUCAAUUCUAAAUAAGAUAUUUUUCAACAUUGUACUCUGAUCAGUACGAAUACGACUAUAUUAGACGCCGGGGCCGCGCCGGCGAAGCGUGCGCUGCGCCUCCGCCCUUACACGAAUCUCAGACAUAAUUUAGUUAUCAAAGAACAUACAGUAUAAAUAGUGAGGUUAGUAUUAACUUUGGCAAAUAUGAAUGAAGCAUGGUGAUAUUGUUUUAGAUCGACAACGUUGUGACAAAGACUCUGCGUUUAUGACCGAACGCCGCUCAACUUUCUCGUACGUCGCAUCGGGUGGUCCUCGAAUCUUCGCUCGUCGUCGUGUGAUGUCUAUCGACCCGAUCAUUAAACGCUAAUCCCUUAAAAAACUGCAUAACUUCCCCCGUCGUGGAUCUAAUAAAGCGCGAGAACAUUUGAGCCGCAACAAUUCAGUCUUCGAAUAAGAAGCCCACGCACAUCGCAGUAUUCGCAGUGGCGAGAGUCGCUUGAGCGAGAGACGUCGCCGCGGGUGUGCGUCGGCGCCGAACUGUGCGCUCCCAUCGCUGUCUCAACCUUAUAAACUAAACGUGAUCCGAGCGAAUAAACAAUGCGGCAGUGUACAAAAUUUACAUCACAUUCACUCGAAAUAUUAAAGCAUACAAGUUAAACGUUCAGCGGCGGAGGAACACAUUGAAAUGCGAUACUGACGACUUUAACUUAUAUCCACUACAUCGGCCGGCGGGCGGGUGCGGGCCGCGACGCUCGGUGCGGGUAGGGUUGCCAGGUCCAAAAACACAUAAGCCGGACAGCAGGCAGUCUAAUAAAAAGUCUAUGUCCGGCUUUAUCCGGACGCCUGGCAACCCUAGGUGCGGGCCGUCCCGCGCUACAAGUGGUCGCGGCCCGUCGCAUUCAAGAUGGCGCCUCCCGGGCCCGCACGCGCGUCACCGGCCGCAAGACUCCAACCUCGCCGCGGACGGGAGGGCCCGCCGGCGAGAACUUUCGAAUGAUUAAAUCCGCAUCCACCAUCACUCACUCUUUAAAAUGUAGUGUGAAGCUUACUUAAAUGUAGGUUUUUCGGGUUGAAUGUAGAACUGCGCUAAUAUUAUUUUUAUUAGUUUUACGUACACAUAUUGUUACAUAACAGUAAAAAACCUACCUAGCAACAAGCGAGCUCGGUGCUGCCACCGAGUCGCUCGACACUGCGGCGCUCGUGACUCGCUCGACACUGUGCGUGACUCGCUCGACACUGUGCGUCGCUGCUGGGCCGCGCGGUCGGGCCGGGUUGCCCCGCGGGCGCGCGGUCACAGUGUAGGCGUUACAUUUUCAUUUAAUCACUUUAUACAUACUCAUAAACACAAAAUGAAAAUAAAUCACCUAACUAUGACGAUAGUAAAGGUUACUGUCUAAUUGCAUUAUUAAUUAAUGUUUAUUGAUACAGUUACUGUCCUAAUGCUUAAAAGUAAGAUUUUACUUUAUUAUUAAUAAUAAAUUAUGUUAUAUAGUAUAUAUGUAUAGUGUUGAUUACGCCGAUUCGCGAGUGUAUACAAAGUUUAUAUACUCACAUAACUUACACGUGACGCGUCUCCUGCUCGGCAAAUAAAUAUUCGCAUCCCCCUCUACCUACAGACUGCGCGUAUGAAGAUUAUCAUGAUCGUAAACAUUGGUUAAUCACUUAAAUACGAAAUUAAACAUGAUAAAUUUACAUAUACCACUUCUAAUACGAACGUAUGCUAGAUAAAAUAAAUACCUAACAUGAUUUUUUAUAUUCGAAUACAAGAAUAGAUCUUAUAUGGCUACACCUUAAGGAUAACUGUAAAGUGAUAUAGAAAAAAUAUGAACACAAAAAAUAUUUAAGAUUGUAUAAUAUGGCAUAAUAAAUCAACGCUCUCAUAGGAUAAACAAUUUGUGCGUAGUAUGCUUAAACUAAACAGUAACACAUCACUCGAGGAUGCAACAGAACUAGCUCAAACGAUUCGAGGCGUGUAAAAUAAAUGCUACCACAGCGGUCACAGUUGUGCAUCAAAAGUUUAUAAAAAAAUAAUUUCUCAUCGCGAUAUAAUACUUAAUAAUGGAAUGACGUCUUGUAUCAGUUAAAGUAGGCCUGUGAACGUGUUCAUGCUCUCACUACCGUGUUUCAGUACUAAAUAUUGGUUCCUUUCUGUUUUGGUCCGUAAGAGAGUGAGUAUAUAAGCGCGGUGUUCCCGAGCCCGCCCCAGCGCCGCGCAAGCGACCAAGUGCUCUAUUCACAUAGCGAUAAGGGGUAUAUUCCGUUUCAUUCUGUCCUGAGAUCUGCUGUGAGAACUUACAUGUUCCGUUAUUUGUGCGAAUAUGUUCUUAUUGUUAUUUUUAAGUUACUUUGUGCAUUGGAACGAGUGUAAAUGUUUUUAUUCACAGGCCUAAACGGAAUAUACGUAGUAAAGGUUGUCUGUGCACUCGCCGGGCAUCGAACGCGGGCGCGUGGUGCCGGCGCCCGGCUGCGCGUAGCACCAACAUUUAGAAUCGAACGCUAGAUCUAAUAACGGCUA